CAAGCCGCGGUCCUUUUUACAGUGCCUGGACACAUGGAUCCAUCCUCCUCCGCGCACCGGCGGGGGCGGUCGUCGUCGGCUCCGCCAAGCGCCUCCUCGACUGGGCAAUGUGAGAGGCGGAGCAGCCAGCGGGCGGGACAGCCCCCACGGACCACGCCGAGCCAAGCACCGCAGCCGACAUGUACAUCGACUCCGGCAGAGACCAUGCGGGCGGGGAUCCGGGUGCCAAAAGGAGGCGCGGCGGCGGCAGCGGCGAUGAUGCGCACGUCGUGGUCCAGAGGCCGGAGAAGCGCCGGAUCCUCGCGUGGAGGGUGCGCCAGUACCGGUCCCUGGUGGCCGAGGCCACGGCGGCGGCAAGGAGGGCAAGAAUCCGGGCGGUGAGGAAGAGGACGGUCGCUUGGAAGAGCGUCCAACGGCAACUCACGCGCGCCGCCCUGAGCUGCGACGGCCUGCACAAAUGGAGCCCCGGCGGCGGAGGAGGAGCUGCUUAGCAAUAUUAAAGAUCCGCUGGUAAUUAAAUCAGCUCAAUCCUCAUGCUAAUUAGGGAAUAGGAUUAGCACCCUAGCAUUUUGUUUUCCUACUCGAUUAGACAGUGCUCCUUGAUCUGAAUGACAGGGCAGCUCAGCCCAAUUAGGUUGGCUUUUGUGAUGUUAUCCAAUUGCGUGUAGAAAUCCCAUCUUUAUGCAAACUUACUACUGAUACUCUGAAA
This is a messenger RNA of Triticum aestivum (bread wheat), 709 nucleotides long. RefSeq lists its product as uncharacterized. Bases 180 to 491 code for a protein of 103 amino acids. The transcript has a single exon. Lineage: Eukaryota; Viridiplantae; Streptophyta; Magnoliopsida; Poales; Poaceae. The record is from RefSeq and is a predicted model, not a curated record.